GGGAGGCCGGCCGCGGGGCGGGGGCAGGGGCGGGGAGGCGCGGGGGAGUGGUCAGGCCGGUUAAGAUCGGAGGGGGCGGCGGCCGGACCGCUCACUCGCCGCAGCUGUCUGGGGGCCUUAGUCUCCGCACCGCUCCUUCUGGGGGCUGCCCAAGCCAACCACCUGCCUCAGUCACCUCCUCUUCCAACGCCCAGCUUCCCCUGGCCAGAACAUCCCCUAAGAUGGCAGAGGAGGGCAGCAGUACCAAGGACUCUGAGUCCUUCAGCGUGCUCAACUGGGAUCAGGUUAGCCGGCUGCAUGAAGUCCUGACUGAGGUUGUACCCAUCCAUGGACGAGGCAACUUUCCAACCUUGGAGAUAACCCUGAAGGACAUUGUCCAGACUGUCCGAAGCCGGCUGGAGGAGGCAGGCAUCAAAGUGCAGGAUGUCCGGCUAAACGGCUCUGCAGCUGGCCAUGUUUUGGUCAAAGACAACGGCUUGGGUUGCAAAGAUCUGGAUCUGAUCUUUCACGUGGCUCUUCCCACAGAGGCAGAAUUCCAGCUGGUGAGAGAUGUGGUUCUGUGCUCCCUUCUGAACUUUCUGCCAGAGGGCGUGAAUAAGCUCAAAAUCAGUCCGGUCACCCUGAAGGAGGCGUACGUGCAGAAGCUGGUGAAGGUUUGCACAGACACAGACCGCUGGAGCCUGAUUUCCCUCUCCAACAAGAACGGGAGGAACGUGGAACUCAAGUUUGUCGACUCCAUCCGGCGUCAGUUUGAGUUCAGCGUGGACUCUUUCCAGAUCAUCCUAGAUUCUCUGCUCUUUUUCUAUGACUGCUCCAGUAAUCCCAUCUCUGAGCAUUUUCACCCCACAGUGAUCGGGGAGAGUAUGUAUGGAGAUUUUGAGGAAGCCUUUGACCAUCUUCAGAACAGGCUGAUCGCCACCAAGAACCCUGAGGAAAUCCGAGGCGGGGGUCUUCUUAAGUACAGCAACCUUCUUGUGCGGGACUUCCGGCCUGCGGACCAGGAGGAGAUCAAGACUCUGGAGCGUUACAUGUGCUCCAGGUUUUUCAUCGACUUCCCCGACAUCCUGGAACAGCAGAGGAAGCUGGAGACCUACCUUCAGAACCACUUCGCCGACGAGGAGAGAAGCAAGUACGACUACCUCAUGAUUCUUCGCAGGGUUGUGAAUGAGAGCACCGUGUGCCUCAUGGGGCACGAACGCAGGCAGACCCUGAACCUCAUCUCUCUCCUGGCCUUGCGUGUGCUGGCGGAACAAAACAUCAUCCCCAGUGCCACCAAUGUCACCUGUUACUACCAGCCAGCUCCUUAUGUCAGUGAUGGCAACUUCAACAACUAUUACAUUGCCCACCCUCCAGUUACCUACAGCCAGCCUUAUCCUACAUGGCUGCCCUGUAACUAACCUUAAGACCUGAGGGUUUCCACAGUGGGAACCCGUUUAGGGCAGGGGCUCUCAGGUAGAAGAGCCUCUUUCUAGAUGUAGGAGUUUGGCUUUUAAAGGGGAACUCAGCUCUGACUCUGUUUUUCUUUGUGUACCCAUUGGAAUAGGUCCACAGACUAUUGUGAGCCAACCCUAAAAGGACCCAUAGUACAGUGCCACUUGGGGAGAUGCAAUAGGAAGCGUGACUUCUCACCAUCUUUCUAAGAUAGUCACUAACACGUCACUUCCCAGACAUUAGCACAUGGGAUCUGAGCUCGGCACAGUCUCUGAGAUUGGCAGAGUUGGACAGCGUGUGAGAGGCGCUCUCCGUAGCGCAGCAGUCAGCUGUAGACCCUGCAGGCUCUCUCGUUGAGGAUUCUCCGCAGUCACGUGGAAGCUGCGCUGGUAGUCUCUCACUGUGUCGAUUUUAGUCAGCUCCCCAAACUGAUAAAGCGUGAGGGUGCUCUUUGUGACUGAGCCUUCACUCGCGGGACUAAGUUGUGUGUGUCUAGUCCCCAUCGGCAGAGCUGAGAAUUUCAUUCAUCAAUAAACCAAAGCCAAUAGCUGGAGACUUGAGAUCUGGUUGGAAGUGGUUUAUGGUAUAUGCUGUGCUUUAUCAAGGAAUUUUGAGAUAUUGUGGAGAAAAAAAAAUGACCUUUUUCUUGAAAUGUAACUUGAAAACAAAAUAAAAUGUGGAACAUAAUGUUAAAGUAGAAUUGUGGUGGAGGGGCGGUGAUUGUCAAUAGGAAACACGGAUGUUUUGGUUUUGGUUUUUUUUUUUUUUUCUUUUUCUUUAAGGAUUUCUUACUGAAUGAUACGUCUCCCCACCCUCACCCCCAUCCCUGAGCUGCCCCCCAUUGGCUCUCUGAGGACUGACUCUUGUUUGCUUUUCCUGAGUAAGGAGAGCAUUGUUCCUGGAGUCAUGACUGACGUGAGGUUCUUCCCAUGUUUUAAUUGGAAGCCCAUUUUGCACAUCUUUCCCAGUAUGACAAAGAUUUUUGCUGGAGUCCAGUGACUGCUCUUCACCAAUUGCAUUCCCCAGAUAGUUUCCAUAGCUGGAGAAUUCAGGGACUUUAGGAGUAAAGAGUGGCCAGUGAACCAUUCUAGAAUUCCACUUCCUCUCUCCAAGUUGUGGGGGACUAAGGGUUUAGUGUCCAGUCUGGCCUGGGCGUUCUAGCUACCAAGGCUCUUCGAUAUCACUCUGGUACACCUGGGGAAGAGUCCAGAGAGCCAAGAAUGAUCUUCCUUAUUCUGUAGACUUAAGCAUUAUUAUAUUUCUGUUCUGCACUUUGGAAGGAAAACAGUGUUAAUUGUUGGCCCAAAGCAAGCAGUCCACAGAGAGGGAUCUAGGUGACUAUGGUUUUACCUAGUGGGUUCAGAAGAGAGAUUUAGUUUUCCCUGUUUUGAAAUUUUCUGUGGGAUAUUUUCGAAUGCAUUGCUGUUAGGGUAUCCAGGGGAAAGAUAUUCAGUGUUGCCAGCAAGCUUGAUUUCUAAAGUGAUUCCAUCAAAUCCAUGGUCUCAAUUGCUACUUUGUUCAGUGGCCGUAAAAAUCCAAGGAUCCGAACUACUGCUUUGUAUCUGCUUUAAGCAAUCUAGUUUUUCUUAUGCAAAAAAAGGUGUAGUAAAAAUUAAGUGGCUGACUUU
Messenger RNA from Arvicanthis niloticus (Nile rat), 3059 nucleotides. It is a transcript of the gene Tent5c, whose product is annotated as terminal nucleotidyltransferase 5C. Lineage: Eukaryota; Metazoa; Chordata; Mammalia; Rodentia; Muridae. Gene Ontology annotation, biological process: mRNA stabilization. Gene Ontology annotation, molecular function: poly(A) RNA polymerase activity; RNA binding. The record is from RefSeq and is a predicted model, not a curated record.